CCGGGAGGAGGGGCUAAAAUUUCAAGAAGCCUGUGUUGAGCAGCUCGGCGCUUCGGCACGGCAGAGAGCGCCGGGAGCCCGAGGGGAGCGCAGCGAGUCCUGGCCCGUGGUCGUGCAGUACAGGGGGUUGGAUGGCAUGCUGGACCCAAGCUCAGCUCAGCGUCCGGGCCCAUUAACGGCUUUUCCAACGGAGCAGCUUUCUGUCCUGGCCACACCAAGGUGCAUAGCGUAAUGUCCAUGUUGUUCUACACUCUGAUUACAGCUCUUUUGAUCGGCACACAGGCAGAACCCCACACAGAGAGCAAUGUCCCAGCAGGACACGCCAUCCCCCAAGCCCACUGGACUAAACUUCAGCAUUCGCUUGACACAGCCCUCCGCAGAGCCCGUAGCGCCCCAGCCAGGGCGAUAGCUGCAAGGGUGGCAGGGCAGACCCGCAACAUCACUGUGGACCCCAAACUUUUUAAAAAGCGGCGACUGCGUUCACCCCGCGUGCUGUUUAGCACCCAGCCCCCACCUGUCGCUGCAGAUACUCAGGAUCUGGACUUUGAGGCCGGGGGUGCCGCCUCCUUCAACAGGACUCACAGGAGCAAGCGGUCUUCCUCCCACCCCGUCUUCCACAGGGGGGAGUUCUCCGUGUGCGACAGCGUCAGCGUCUGGGUGGGGGAUAAGACCACCGCCACGGACAUCAAGGGCAAGGAGGUGAUGGUGUUGGGAGAGGUGAACAUUAACAACAGUGUAUUCAAGCAGUACUUUUUUGAGACCAAGUGCCGGGACCCCAAUCCCGUGGACAGCGGGUGCCGGGGCAUUGACUCGAAGCACUGGAACUCCUAUUGCACCACAACCCACACCUUCGUCAAGGCGCUGACCAUGGACGGCAAGCAGGCUGCCUGGCGGUUCAUCCGGAUCGACACGGCCUGUGUGUGCGUGCUCAGCAGGAAAACCGGGAGAAAAGCCUGACCUGCAGGACAGCCCCCGCCCUCCCCAAGCGACCCCUCCACACUCUCCUGGGCCCCUCCCUACCUCAACCUGUAAAUUAUUUUAAAUUAUAAGGACUGCAUGGUAAUUUAUAGUUUAUACAGUUUUAAAAAAUCAUUAUUUAUUAAAUUUUUGGAAGCAUC
Equus caballus (horse) is the source of this 1118-nucleotide messenger RNA. It is a transcript of the gene NGF, whose product is annotated as nerve growth factor. Gene Ontology annotation, molecular function: nerve growth factor receptor binding; growth factor activity. The record is from RefSeq and is a predicted model, not a curated record. Gene Ontology annotation, biological process: memory; positive regulation of collateral sprouting; regulation of neuron differentiation. NCBI's taxonomy places the organism in Eukaryota, Metazoa, Chordata, Mammalia, Perissodactyla, Equidae. Gene Ontology annotation, cellular component: axon; synaptic vesicle; dendrite.